Molecule: messenger RNA, 2234 nt
Organism: Mya arenaria
Lineage: Eukaryota; Metazoa; Mollusca; Bivalvia; Myida; Myidae
Product: putative nuclease HARBI1
Exons: 5
Coding region: 658-1497 (279 amino acids)
Source: RefSeq, a predicted model, not a curated record
UUGCUUGAAACAGUCGGCCAGACUUUGGAAAAGACCUAUCGCGGUGGACAUACUAUUCCUCCCGACACUCAAGUAAGAGUCAAAUGUACUUUACAUCAUUAUUUAAUGUACUAGUCGGUACGAAAUCGAACGGGAAAUACGGUGUACAUAGGUAUGUAUGAAAUCAACAUCCGGUUGACCUUCACCGUCACUGAGCAAAAUGCAAAUACGUUUGGGAUAAAUGCAGCUAAGUUUUCCAUCUUAGAUACGUUUCUUUCUGAUAGUUUGGGCAUUCAUAAUGUAGAUAUACAGCCCCUUUAUUGAAUUAUCUCGUCAUUUGCUGUUUAAUUCGCUAAAUUGUAUGUUAAUGGACAAUUCUAUGGAUAUUGGACAUCACAAUCUGUCAGACCCAGUUGUCAUUUUUAAUGUUGACAUAUCUGUUCUAUUUGAAAAGUGGUAGGAAGUGUUAAGUCUUAACAGUACUCAACAUGAAAACCAAAUAUGCUUCUGUCAUAUCAUUGGAGGUAUAUUAGGUGUUAUGAAAUGGGUGCCUAUAGCCUAUAGGUUUCAUGUACAAUGUAGAGUAAGCCGGAGAUUCAAGUAAAACUUUAUCAUUUCAUCAUCAUUUAAGAGAAUACAUGGUUCUUGAAUUAACCCCAGUGAAUACUCUGAAUGUAAAUGUUUGCGUGUUAUUCUCAUAUUAACAUUGAGAAAUUAUUUCAGGUUCUUGUUGGUCUCCGGUGCCUGGCAAAAGGUGCCUUUUUUUCGGAGGUUGCUGACACACACGGAGUGAGCAGAUCGAGUGUCUGCAGAAUUAUCCAUGGAUUUGUCGAUGCUGUAAUCAACAACGUUGACAAUAUCAAGUUUCCUGUUCAGAGGGAUGACCAGAUGUCAGUGAAGAGGGGUUUCUACAGGAAGUGUAAAUUCCCAAACAUUGUAGGUGCUGUUGAUGGUACUUUAGUACCGAUUCUGGCCCCAACAGCAAAUGAAGAGUCAUUCGUAUGCCGUAAGGGGUUUCAUGCCAUCAAUUGCCAAGCAGUGGCUUCCUCAGACUUGAGAUUCAUUGACAUAGUGGCAAAGUGGCCUGGUUCCUCACAUGAUGCUGGUGUUUUUGACAAUUCGGUGUUAAAGGACUAUCUAGAAGCAGACUUGGAGGCUGUACUACUAGGCGACAGUGGGUACCCGCUGAGGCGUUAUUUAAUUACUCCUAUUCUGCACCCAUCAAAUGAGAGGUACAACAGACGCCACAAGACUGCAAGAGAAGUUGUUGAGAGGGCUUUUGGUGUUUUGAAGUCAAGAUUUAGAUGCCUACACAGAUCGGGGGGUGUGUUGCCAUUUUCACCAGGAAAGAGCUGUCGGGUUUUUUUAGCCUGCUGUAAACUACACAAUCUGUGUAUUGACAACAAUAUGCCACUUCCUGAUGCUAUUGUUUGUGCAGAUGACCAGGGCAUUCAACAAAAUCAGGAGGCCACAAGACCCGGACUAACCACAAGGGCACAGUACAUUCAGCUGCCAUAGCUUUACAAGAUAGUGUGAACAUUCCUUUCAAUUUUGUCUAUCAUCCAUAAACAAUCUUCUCAUUAUAAGACUGCAUAAGUUUUCAUAUGCAAAUAGAUCACAUCAAGGAUAAGAACAGUGCACAAGAACCAUUCACAUGUUUGCAUAAUUUUUAAUUUAUCGGCCUUUCUUUUUUUAUUCAUACUUAUUUUUUGUCUGGAGCAGAACUUUUUUAUGCAUUGACUGGAAUUUUCCUACACAGAUGGGGAAGUGGUGGACUGCACAAUAACCAUUACUCUGGCUGGCGUAUUUUUAAUCUAUAGAUAUUAAUUGUUGAUAUUAAUUGUUGGCUUUUUAUAUUACAAAGUCCAUAAUUUUUUUGCAGUAUAAUACAUUUUAAAAACAUCAUAUCCAGAAAGAUGUCAUGGUGUAGUCCACAAGAACCAUAACUCUGGCUGCAAUAUUUGUUGUUGUUUUUUAGAAGUGCACAAUGCACAAGAACUGUUUCUCUUGACAAAGUUAGAUAUUUGACAGUAAAUUUUGAGGCCUUUGAUUAUUCUAUUAAAAGCUGCACUCUCAUUUUUAGGUUGUGUUUAUUAUAUAGAAAUUUAAAUGAUCAUCAAACUAUCUUUUUGUGCCUGCUGUGCCUUGUUCUCUUGCAUUAAUGUGUCCUUAUUUUUCUAAUUUUGAAACUCAAUUUAUUGUUAUUGAUAGACCAUUUAAUAGUAUUGCUCAUAAUAAAUGUGUAAAAACAGAAA